AUGCACCGUGGGCGCAUCGCCGUGAACCCGGCCGCCGUCACGUUCGCCAUGUUUCCGCCGCCGCCGCCGCGCUUCAACUUCAACCACAUGUUUCCCGUGCAGGUGGUGCAGCCCCCGCCGUUUGCCUUCCACGCUGCUCCCCUGCCGCCGGUACAGCCGGAGCUGCCGGUCCAGGUGCGCCCUGUGUGGGCGGGGAACUUCAACGAAGAGUGGGGCUACCUCCAGAGCUUCGCCGCGUGCGCCCGCUACAUCGCUGUCGACGUGCACUACCCUGGACUCGUCCACGCCGCCGACCAGGACCUCAACAGCCUGCCGGUGGAGCACCGCUACGCGCUCAUGAAGGCCAACGUGGACGGCCUCAAGCCGCUCCAGGUCGGCAUCGCCGUCUGCGACCACCAAGGCCAGCAGGUCGCCUGGGAGUUCAACCUCCGCGACUUCUGCGGCCUCGCCGACCCGCACGACGACAAGGCCCUCGACUACCUCGCCCGCCGCGGCCUCGACCUCGACACGCUCCGCAACCACGGCGUCGACGCCUACAUGCUUGGCGCGCUGCUCAUGGGUUCCGGCCUCAUCGGCGCCGGACACGGGCGGCCGCUGUCGUGGAUCACCCACGCCGGCGCCUACGACGUGGCGUACCUUCUCAAGAUUGUCACGGGCGGCGCCCCGCUGCCGCACGACGUGGCCGGGUUCCUCGGCGCCAUCCAGUACUACCUCGGCCAGCAUGUCUACGACGUCGCCACGAUGGCGGCCAACUGCACGGGCAUGCCGGUGGGGCUGGACCACAUCGCCACUAACCUGCGCAUCCACCCGCCGUGGGGGAGCCCUCGCCUCGCAGGCGCCGCCGGCGUGCGCGCACUUCUGGCCUUCAGGAUUUUGAAGGACGGGCGGUUCGGUGGCAACGCGGAGAGGUUCCGAGGCCUGCUUCAGGGCCUGCAGCAUUAGUUCUUCUUCCACGGUCGAUCAGAAUCGCACACGAGCAACGUCCUUGGUCAAGAAUUCGAAUGUGCAACGGACUCAUGCCGCCUGCCGCCGGUUAAAUAUAUUGCGCACUUGCGUCGAUCAUUGGUAGUUCAGAAGAUUGUUAUUACUA
Messenger RNA from Triticum urartu, 1090 nucleotides. RefSeq names its product putative CCR4-associated factor 1 homolog 11. Lineage: Eukaryota; Viridiplantae; Streptophyta; Magnoliopsida; Poales; Poaceae. Gene Ontology annotation, cellular component: CCR4-NOT complex. Gene Ontology annotation, molecular function: nucleic acid binding; poly(A)-specific ribonuclease activity. The record is from RefSeq and is a predicted model, not a curated record.